Molecule: messenger RNA, 945 nt
Organism: Fukomys damarensis (Damara mole-rat)
Lineage: Eukaryota; Metazoa; Chordata; Mammalia; Rodentia; Bathyergidae
Product: olfactory receptor 1Q1
Exons: 1
Coding region: 1-945 (314 amino acids)
Biological process (GO): G protein-coupled receptor signaling pathway
Cellular component (GO): membrane
Molecular function (GO): olfactory receptor activity; G protein-coupled receptor activity
Source: RefSeq, a predicted model, not a curated record
AUGGACAAUACCAACUGGACCAGUGUAUCCCAUUUUAUUCUCUUGGGCCUUUCUACCCACUCAGAAGAACAGAUUCCACUCUUCCUUCUUUUCUUACUCAUGUACACAAUCAAUAUUUCUGGCAAUUUUGCCAUCAUCACACUGAUUAUCUCUGCUCCUCGUCUCCACACCCCCAUGUACAUCUUCCUCGGUAACUUGGCCCUGGCAGACAUCUGCUUCACCUCCACCACGGUUCCCAAGAUGCUGCAGAAUAUUUUCUCCCCUACCAAGACCAUUUCCUACAUGGGCUGUUUAGCUCAGACUUAUUUCUUCAUUUGCUUUGCAGCCCUAGAAAACUUUCUCUUGGCAGCGAUGGCCUACGACAGGUACAUUGCCAUCUGCCACCCUUUCCGUUAUCCCAUGAUCCUGACUAGAAUGCUGUGUGCACAGAUGGUGGCCAUGUGCCAUGUCCUCUCUCACCUUCAUGCCUCAAUGCACACCUUUCUCAUGGGCCAACUGAUCUUCUGUGCAGACAACAGGAUUCCCCAUUUCUUUUGUGAUCUCUACCCAAUGAUGAAGAUCUCCUGCACCAGCAUCCACUUUAACACCUUAAUGAUUCAAACAGAAGGUGUGAUCAUCAUCAAUGGAGCUCUGGCCUUCAUCAUUGCCUCCUAUGCCUGCAUUAUCUCAGCAGUACUCCGGGUCCCCGCAGCCAAAGGCAAGUGGAGGACAUUUUCCGCCUGUGGAUCCCACCUCACAGUGGUGGCUAUAUUCUAUGGAACCCUCACAUGGGUCUACUUCCGGCCCCUUUCCAGCUAUUCAGUGACCACUGGUCGUGUUGUAACUGUCAUGUACACAGUGGUGACUCCUAUGUUGAACCCCUUCAUCUACAGCUUGAGGAAUGGGGAGGUCAAGGGGGCCUUCAGGAAAUGCAUGAGAAGAAUAGAAACUUCUACCUUUGGAUAA